ACAGAUGACUUAAGCCUUUUACAAAAUCUGAUUUUUGUGUCAUUGUAUUCUUUGGUUUGAAUUAACUCUUUUUUCCCAAACAGCUAUCUUACCAAAUAGCAAGACAGGCAACAUGGAAGAUCAACUUUUAAGUAGUAAAGGAAACAAGUUCCCUGUUGGCACCUCCUGUUCAACGCCUCUUGUUCUAAGCACUUGUGUUGUUAUGUGUGGUUCCUUGGCUUAUGGAUUUGCUGUUGGCUACACUUCUCCUGUCCAGUCAGGUAUCAUGGCUGACCUGGGGUUGUCCAUUGCAGAGUAUUCAACAUUUGGAGCUAUUCUGACACUUGGUGGAACUAUAGGUGCCUUAGUGAGUGGCACUAUUGCAGAUAUGGUUGGACGGAAAGUAACAAUGUGGAUUAUGGAUCUUUGUUUCAUACUGGGAUGGCUAUCUAUAAUUUUUGCAAAGAGUGUGUGGUGGCUUGAUAUUGGAAGAUUUCUAAUGGGAAUAGGAGCUGGACUGCUCCUUUACGUGGCUCCUAUAUACAUUGCAGAAAUCGCGCCAAAGAGUAUUCGAGGUGGAUGCACAGCUGCAUUUGCGUUCAUGGUAUAUUUUGGUUUUGCACUGAUGUUUCUGAUUGGCAAUAUCCUGCCUUGGCGCACCUUGGCUAUAGUAGGAAUUAUACCCUCUUUGGUGCAGUUAAUAGGCAUAUUCUUCAUACCAGAAUCUCCAAGAUGGUUGGCCAAAAUCGGUCUGGACAAAGAAGUAGAAGCAUCUCUACAAUAUCUGAGAGGAAAAAAUGUUGAUAUUUCUUUAGAAACAGCUGAAAUUAAGGACAACGUGGAGUCACUUACGAAGCUUUCAGGAUCGAGAUAUCUGGAUAUGUUUGACCGUAGAUAUGCUCAUUCACUCAUUGUAGGAUUGGGAAUUAUGAUGUUGUUGCAGUCUGGAGGAACUGAUGCAAUUUCAUCUUUCGCUAGUUCCAUUUUCAUAAAAGCUGGUUGCUCAGCUAGUUUUGCAACUACAACAAUGGGAUUCAUCCAGCUUCCUUUUGCUGCUAUGGGGAUAUUCUUACUGGAUGCUGCUGGAAGACGGCCUGUUCUGAUGGUCGCGUCUGCUGGGACAUGCUUAGGAAACUUUCUUGUAGGUGUAGGCUUUUUGUGUAAGGAUUAUGAUCAUAUGAGUCAGCUCUCUGCCACAUUUGUGUUAGUUGGCAUACUGGUAUUUGCUAUAUUCUACUCAAUGGGUGUAGGUGGUGCAGCUACUACAAUCGUUUCAGAGAUAUUUCCUAUGAACAUAAAGGGAUCAGCUGGAAGUCUAGCAAUUGUAUGCAAUUGGUUUACUUCUUGGAUUGUCACAUAUGCUUUUAACUUCUUAUUUGAAUGGAGCCCUUCAGGUGUGUUCUUCAUGUUCACAUUUUUUUCCGGGUUGAUGAUCCUAUUUGUUGCAAAGAUAGUACCAGAGACGAAAGGUCGGACACUUGAAGAAAUCCAAGCAUCCUUGACACUGCUUAACCAACAUACUAUGACUGGAAGCAUGGAAGAUGGUUUGUUAGAUGAGAGUAGUCUCAGAAAAUCCAGUCGGCAAUUCCAUGUUACAACAAAUCUUGUUUUGAGCACCUCAGUUGCUGCCUGUGGUUACUUUGCCUAUGGAUUUGCUGCUGGAUAUUCAUCUCCUGCUCAAUCAGGGAUCAUGGAUGACCUGGGACUCUCUAUAGCAGAAUACUCAGUUUUUGCUUCAAUCAUGAUAUUUGGAGGAAUGAUUGGGGCUCUGAUAAGUGGAAAGGUGGCUGAUAUUUUUGGCAGGAGAGCUACAAUAUGGCUUUCGGAUUUAUUUUUUAUCAUGGGCUGGUGUUCAAUAACCUUUGGCAAGAGAGCUUGGUGGCUUGAUGCUGGAAGGUUGGUGAUGGGAGUUGGUGCAGGAAUCUAUUUAUAUGUGGGACCUAUAUACAUUUCAGAGGUCACGCCCAAAAAUAUCCGAGGGAGCUUUGUAGCAGCUGCUUCAUGUACGCUGACUCUUGGCUUCUCACUGGUGUAUUACAUUGGGAAUAACAUGAGCUGGCGCACUUUAGCUCUUGUAGGUGCUACCCCUAGCUUUAUACAGGUGCUAGGUGUAUUCUUCAUACCGGAAUCUCCUCGGUGGUUGUCGAAAAUUGGUCUGGAGAAGGAGGUAGAAGCAUCACUACAACGUCUGAGAGGAGAAAAUGCAGAUAUUUCCACUGAAGCAGCUGAAAUAAAAGACUUUACCGAAACAGUUCAGCGACACUCAGGAUCCACAUUUAUGGAUUUGUUCAGUAGGAAAUAUGCUCGUCCACUGAUUAUUGGAGUCGGGUUAAUGGCUCUCGUGCAGUUAGGAGGGAAUAAUGCAAUAACUUCUUUUGCCAGUUCAAUUUUUAGAGCAGCUGGUUGUUCGGCAGAAUCAGGAUCUCAAGUCAUGGCUGUUCUCCAGCUUCCAUUUGCUGUCACAAGUAUUAUCCUUACAGAAAAAGCUGGAAGACGACUUCUUAUGCUGGUUACUUCGGCUGGGACUUGCUUAGGAUGCUUGCUUGUAGCAUUGGGCUUUCUUUUCAAGGGUUAUCAUCUAUCAACAGAGCUAACCUCUUCAAUGGUGUACACUGGCAUACUGCUCUUUUCUGUAUCUUUCACAAUGGGAAUGGGAGGUACACCCUGGAUCAUCAUGUCAGAGAUACUUCCGAUAAACAUCAAGGGUUCUGCUGGAAGUCUUGUGACAUUGAUCAACUGUUUUACUUCCUGGAUAGUUGGUUAUUCUUUUAAUUUCCUAUUCGAGUGGAAUGCAGCAGGAACAUUCUUCUUGUUUGCAUUCUUUUGUGGCUCGGUUGUUGUAUUCGUUGCAAUGUUGGUACCAGAGACGAAGGGACGGACACUUGAAGAAAUCCAGGCAUCGAUGACAUUACUCCAAUGAAAUCAUAUGUUCUUUAACCUUCAUUCAUGACUGCCCAUUUUGAACUUCAUAGUUCAGACUACUUUAUCAUUCAGAACUGAAACUCAUGUGUAUUGUGAUUAUAUUGAUGUUUGUUAUGUUCAUAUCUAAAUCCUAUCCAAUAUAUCAUACAUAUGAAGCACUGCUUCAGGAUGUUGAAAACCA
Messenger RNA from Solanum tuberosum (potato), 3082 nucleotides. RefSeq lists its product as uncharacterized. Lineage: Eukaryota; Viridiplantae; Streptophyta; Magnoliopsida; Solanales; Solanaceae. Gene Ontology annotation, biological process: carbohydrate transport; transmembrane transport. Gene Ontology annotation, cellular component: membrane. Gene Ontology annotation, molecular function: sugar transmembrane transporter activity. The record is from RefSeq and is a predicted model, not a curated record. Bases 113 to 2899 code for a protein of 928 amino acids. The transcript is spliced from 36 exons.